Messenger RNA from Symsagittifera roscoffensis, 486 nucleotides. RefSeq lists its product as uncharacterized. Bases 1 to 486 code for a protein of 161 amino acids. The transcript is spliced from 2 exons. Lineage: Eukaryota; Metazoa; Xenacoelomorpha; Acoela; Convolutidae. The record is from RefSeq and is a predicted model, not a curated record. Gene Ontology annotation, cellular component: polytene chromosome; nucleus. Gene Ontology annotation, molecular function: protein binding; histone H4K20 methyltransferase activity; transcription regulator activity. Gene Ontology annotation, biological process: regulation of transcription by RNA polymerase II; regulation of DNA damage response, signal transduction by p53 class mediator.
AUGGAAAAGCUGAAGAGGCAAGCUUCAGAAGUUCACCAGAAACUGGACGGAUUCACCUACGAAGAGAUUCUAUUGGCAGUGCGAUCCCGACAAGGUUUGAUUGCUUUGCGAUCGUUCAAGAAAGAUGACGUGUUGGUGGAUUACCACAGCAAAGUAGUAACCAACAUCAAUGCCGACCAGUACUGCCUCCAGCCAGGAGUUCUAAGUGAAUACAUAUUGCAAAUUGCGGGUCCUCCUAGGCGAUUGAUCGACGCUUCAAAUGAGGAGUACCCUUUACAUAAUUGGAACGUUUGCCUGGGUCGUUUACCGAACCACGCCACCCAGAAGAAAAACGAGGCCAAUAUGAAGAUGGUAGAAGUUGUACUUUCCAGCAUAGGUGAAAGAAUAGUCAUCCUAAAAGCCAGGAGAGACAUUGCACCUUUCGAGCAACUGCGCUUUGACUAUGGAGACAAAGCUACUCAAGUGUUGUUUGACGACAGCAGUUAA